Messenger RNA from Prunus dulcis (almond), 685 nucleotides. RefSeq lists its product as uncharacterized. NCBI's taxonomy places the organism in Eukaryota, Viridiplantae, Streptophyta, Magnoliopsida, Rosales, Rosaceae. The transcript has a single exon. The record is from RefSeq and is a predicted model, not a curated record. Bases 215 to 577 code for a protein of 120 amino acids.
AAAAUAGAACCACCAAAACAAAUACGAGCAGUCAACAAAUAUGGGUCAUUUCCCAUCUUCUUCCACCUAAACUCCAAAAUUCACAAAGUCGUUGAAAUUAGGUCCCCUCUCUCUCUCUCUCUGAGACUUUUGACCCAGAUUUUUGACCACCCAAUCGCAUGCCUAUAUAAACUCCCAACCUCACCACUUCGUCUUCCCAAACCCAAAGAACAACAUGCUCCGCUCGCUCUUUACCUCCACCCUCACGACCCUCUCCUUGCGCUGGCCAGUGCUAAUCUACGCCGCCACGUGGACCACAUUGCUCACUCUGACGGUGGCCGUGGCCUCCUUCUCCCCCGAGGUCGCGUUCGUCUCCUCCAUUUCGUCGACGUCUUCCUUCUCCCGCGCCUGCGACUCGGAAGGCUCCGUUAGGGUUCCGUCGGACGUGCCGGGAGAUAUCCUGUGCUUGCCGGCUCACCUGUUCAGUAAGUCCAGCAUCGAUUUCAUCGUGCCCCCUGUUUUCGCGGCGGUUGUGGUGGCUGGGUCGGCUUUCCUGGUUCGAGCCGUGGGCUUGUGGGAGACUGAUGAGGUCCCUUGAGUUGGGCCGGUUUUUAGUGCUUUGUUCUGUAGUUGGACGGCUCAUGUUAUAAAUACAUGGAUGAUAUUAUUCUUUACCAACAUAUAUAGGAGAAAUUGUUGUUUGUGA